Molecule: messenger RNA, 1428 nt
Organism: Populus euphratica (Euphrates poplar)
Lineage: Eukaryota; Viridiplantae; Streptophyta; Magnoliopsida; Malpighiales; Salicaceae
Exons: 10
Cellular component (GO): endomembrane system
Source: RefSeq, a predicted model, not a curated record
UCACCAUCACCAAACGAUGUCGUCCAGUCUAACUCCAUGUCGCUUCGAGAAUUUGGUGCUGCUGUGUCAGUCUUGCUUGGUUUUGUGCCAUCGGAUGCACUCUCAGCUGCUAGUUCAUUGAAGUUUAAUGUUCUCUUGCCCAAUCCGUUUAACAGGCCUCGUGCUGUUUUCAUGCUGGAAGUCACUGAAGAGCUUCCGUCUGUGGCUGAUCAAGCAAAUGUAAUAUUCAAUGCUGCCUACAAGAGCAAGAUUGUUCCUGGUUCAAAUAAAGCUGAUAUUCAACUUCCAGGUGAAGAGGUUUUAGUGGUUUCUCUCGAUGAAGAAUUUGUGGAUUUCACUGACGAGGAUUUAAGUGAUUUUGCAUCUUGGUUGGGUGGAUCAUAUGCUGUUGAUCCCUUGGAAGCACUGAAGGGAGAAUUAGCAAUCCCACUGGCUAGUGGUGCCACUAUAAAUCUUCAUAUGUCUAAGAAAGCAAACAGGGAAUUCAUAGCAAGUCUUCUAGCUUUGCUCCACAAUAGUAGAAAAGCUGUUGAGAUGCAUGGAGAUGUGUCACUGAGCAAUCAACCACCUGCAGAGUUAUUGAAGGGCAGUUUUGAUGGCCUUAAGGCUUUGCAGGAGCAUUAUGGACCCGAGGGUGUUGCACAGAAAGGGCUAGAGCUAUUAAUUACUAUGUUGUCCAAGAUGUUUGAUUCAUUGCAAGCAGCUUACAAAGGUCAAAUUGUCGGAGCAAUCCUUUUUAAUACAGCAACUGCACCAGAAUCAGAAACAUUGCUGAAUGUCAUGUUGACUUCCCGGCCAUCUGCACGUUGGUUGGAAGAAACAAAAGUGCCCACUAAUGAAACCAUUGCAGAAGUGGUCUUGGUUAGAAUCACCCUUGCUUGGAUUACUGGAAUUGUUCUUAUCAUUGCUACUCUUUUGGGGAUCUACUUUCUCUUCAGCAUGCCACUCACAAAGGACACCCUUUUGUAUUCCAACGUCAAGCUGGACUAAGCUGAAAGGAAGCUGAUCGAUCUUCUGACUGCUGGGAGUGAUGCAGUGGAUAUGGCUUAUUUGUAGAUGUCUUGUUGUAAACAAACCUACUCCUUGGUUGUUGUGUUGCAUUGAGAAGGUUUCCAGCGAAUCAGAUGCUUGCAUCACAGGCAUGUGUAGCUACUUGACCAAGGGUGUAGAGGCUUACAAGAAAACCCGUUGGUCGAUGCGAAGUCCUUUCAUAUACAGUAGUAGGUACACUGUAAACCCCGUUCGAGGAGAUAAAAAAUGCGGAGCAACAAUAUCAUUGUGCAAUCUUGUCUUUUCGUUUCUGAAGUUGUUUGUCAUAAUCUACGUGCAUUUGUUGAAUAAGGAGGAUGCCAUCAGGAUUUGUACUUGUAGUUAAUCAUUAAUACUCUCUCCAGUUUUUGAAUAAAGGAAACUUCCCUCGUUUCGUUC